CCCCGCUGGUGACAGAUGCAACUAACGUCCGCCCCUUCACAACUCAAUCUGUUUUCUCUUUUUUACUAAAAAGUAAAUUUAAUUGUUCUUCUUCCGGCGAGUCCGGAGAAAUUUUAUGACCUUGGAGGUGGUGAAAGAUGUCGUUGGUGCACAGUGUUCUUAACCUGUCCAGACAGAGUGUGAGCCGUGCCAUACUUGGUGCUUGUUCUGUCAGAGCAUAUCGUGGAGAUAUUCCUGAUGAUGAAAUGAGAGACAUCUUUCAGAUACUGCUGCCUCCAUGGGAAGAACGAACCAAUGAACCACUAGAUACAAAGCGAGCACGCCUCCUCUAUGAGAGCCGCAAGCGGGGAAUGCUAGAGAACUGCAUCAUACUGAGUUUCUUUGCCAAAAAAUAUCUGAACAAAAUGACAGAGAACCAGUUGAGCUUGUACGAUAAACUGAUAAAUCAACCGAGCAAUGAUUGGGACAUUUACUAUUGGAUAACUGAAACCAAGCCAACUCCUCCAGAAUUUGAUAAUGAAGUAAUGACUUUGCUGAAGGAGUUCACUAAAAAUCGCAACAUGGAACACAGGAUAGGGCAGCCUGCUCUUGAUUAUCUCUUUGAGAAGAAAAAUUAAAAUUGAAUUAUUUUGCCCAUAUAAA
This is a messenger RNA of Hemiscyllium ocellatum (epaulette shark), 642 nucleotides long. It is a transcript of the gene sdhaf2, whose product is annotated as succinate dehydrogenase complex assembly factor 2. The coding region runs from base 138 to 617 and encodes 159 amino acids. Gene Ontology annotation, biological process: protein-FAD linkage; tricarboxylic acid cycle; mitochondrial electron transport, succinate to ubiquinone. NCBI's taxonomy places the organism in Eukaryota, Metazoa, Chordata, Chondrichthyes, Orectolobiformes, Hemiscylliidae. The transcript is spliced from 4 exons. Gene Ontology annotation, cellular component: mitochondrion. The record is from RefSeq and is a predicted model, not a curated record.